This is a messenger RNA of Rosa rugosa (rugosa rose), 1440 nucleotides long. RefSeq lists its product as uncharacterized. The coding region runs from base 1 to 1440 and encodes 479 amino acids. The record is from RefSeq and is a predicted model, not a curated record. The transcript has a single exon. Lineage: Eukaryota; Viridiplantae; Streptophyta; Magnoliopsida; Rosales; Rosaceae.
AUGGCCACAUCCCUCCCUCCCAACCAAUCCUUUGCCUCAAUCCUAUCAAAUGAGCCUCCACUAAACUUCUCCAUUGAUGAUCUUCUGGCCCCGAUUUUUGAGAAUGGUUUCGUAUCGGUUCAAAUAUCGGAAGAUUCUUAUCUCCGCGGACUCGGAAAAUGCAAAACCAACCUUGUUGGCCGACUGGUUCUUCCCCCCAAAGCCUCACCCCUGAAAUCCCAUGAACUAUCUUUGCAGCUCAGAAGCCAUUGGCCAACCCUCCCAAAUUGGACGGUCUCUCCACUGGGUAAGGGUUUCUUCAUGCUUCACUUUCAGUCAUUGGAUGAUAUGCAGAAAGUAUGGUCAUUGGGCAUUGUUCGUCUCAAUCAAGGUUUCCUCAUAUUAAUCAAAUGGAAGCCCGGCUUCUCCCCUUCGUCCUAUAAAAAUUCUUUCUCACAGGUUUGGGUCCGAUUUUGGGACCUUGGUUUCGACUAUUGGGAGCAGCAAACACUCUUCGAAAUUGCUCGAAGGGUCGGAAUGCCUCUAAAGAUUGAUCCAAGGACUGUGGAUCGUUCAGUAGGUCUCUAUGCGAGAAUUCUUAUUGAUGUGGAUUUCUCCCAGCAAUUGUUAACUACUCUCCGUGUAACCCGUGUAAAUGGUUCUCAAUCUUUUGUUGGGGUUGAAUAUGAAAAUGUACUAGUUGUUUGUGCAAAGCGUAAUAUAGUGGGUUAUCAGGCUUCAAAUUGUAGAGUGGUUGACCCCCAGGUUGUGCGGCAAGAUGGUUCACGACGGGGAAGAUCAUGCUCCUCAAGAAGAUCCAAUCGAUCAAGAAAGAAUGCGAGUUUGCCGGCGACGCAUGAUAUAGUGGUGGAUGCGGCACAUGCUGCUUUGCCCGGUUCCUCAGAGAUGCCACUGCAACAUGCCUCUAAGCAACCAUUGCAGCAGGCGGCUGCAGAGCCACUCCAGCAGUUACAUGCGCAACCCACCAAGCCCCCUCCAGCUUUGACAACGCAUGCAAAAGACGUGCAGACUGCGCAAACACAGGUCACACAGUCGCAGCCCCUGGUGCUUCAGCCCAUGCAGGAGCAGCCAGUGUUAUUGCUCAUGGAGUUAGCGAAGCCUCAAUGCUCAGACCACGAAUCAUCAAUAGAAAGUGUGCCCCCUGGUUUUCAGAAAGCUCCCUUGAAUGGUGAAGGGUUAAGCCAACGUGCACCCACAACUUCAUUUAACUCCGAGAGUGUUCCCACUGUUCAUGAGUUAAUGGAGGUAAACUCAACCCAAGCUGACUAUGCAGAGAUGUCCUUCAGUAAGGAAGAAGGGGAAUUCACCCCAGUUCUUUCAAAAAAAGCAAAGAAGCAGCUUAAACAGGUUGAUAAAGCUGAGAAGUCCAAAGGUAAACCUCAAGUGAAAGUGCCUGUGCGUGCCCUGGUUCAAAAAGGGGCAAAGCACCUACGGUUUUAA